CUGCUGAAAUGGAUCAAUCGUAUUAGUAUUUAGCGAAUAACGACAAUCAAUUUCAUCUUACGCUGAACUGUUUUGUCAACUUUAAUAACAAUGGAAAGUUCCUACAAUGUACCACAAUGUUGCUCGAGUUUACGGACAAUUAGAACAUUUGUUAUGAUCACGACAAUCCUGGUCAGCGUGACUGCUGAUUUAGGGUUGAGUCAGAACUUAAGGAACUCAUCGGAUGAAUAUACUGACUGGAAUAUAAAGAAAUGUUUUCAAAAUCACACACUGGAUUUGGUAUUUCUGGUUGAGUCUAGAGUUUUAACUCAAAACGAAACCAAACAUUCUGCGAAGCAUUUUAUAUUGGAUGUUGUAAGAACAUUAACGUCGGACGGCCAAAACACGAGAAUCAGCCUCCUUAGCUAUAAUCGAAAGGUCGAAGUUAAAUUCGGUUUUGUCGAAAACAUAAGCGAGAACGAUAUCACUCAAGCGCUGGACGAUGUCAGUGCCAAAGACCAAACAGAAAUCAGUUUAUUACGAAGAGCAUUGCGACAUACGAAAAACGUUUUUUUCGGCAUGCGCAAGCGACCGGGAAUCAAAAGAAGAGACACUCCGUUUGCUUUGGUCGUUUUAACCGACCGCCAAUCACGUGACCCACCAUCCUCUCCCGCCGCCAACAUCCGAAGGAAAGGAGGUAGAAUCCUUGUUGUAGGAUUCGGAGGAAACCAUUCUAAUCAGCUUGGUAGUGUGGCUUCUAUGCCGCUAUACGAUAACUUAUUCGUUUUUCAAUCGUUCUCCGAUCUCCAAGCAUCUGGCCCGAAUACGAUUGCAUCCGCUCUUUGCAACCAAGUUAACAACAACCUCGUUGCAUCGAAUCACGAAGGCCUCAGAAAAUCGUCCGAAAAUAAUUUAAGUAGGCAACGAAUCGAUGUUUUCCGAGUGGAGUCGACGCCCAACUCCCUUACCUUGCACUGGAGACCGCUGGAGCCGCCAGCGUCUUUCUAUACACUGGCUAUUGUACCACACCACGAAGGGAAGGGCAUAUGAACGACCGGGAAACCUCACCACCACUAUACUGGGUCUCAGACCAUCGACGAUUUACAGGAUUUCGAUCCGACCGUGGCAUGGAAAUGUGGCAGGACAACAAACAAUCAUCGUACAUAACACGGCACCAUUACCACCUACAAACGUUACCAUGAACGUGAUUAAAGCCGAUGCUUGCGACUAUCAACGUAUGCUACAGUUAAAAUAUGAAGCACAGCCCGCCAUAUUGAUCCCACAAGUCCAUUGCGUUUCCGGUUUUCAGAUUUCUAUGUUGAUUGUUAACUGGCACAGGGAUUAUGAACUGAAUUCCUAUAGAAUCACUGUAUCACCGAACAUUCCAUCGCUUUCCUAUCUCGGUCGGAAAUCUUCUCAACAGAUAUUUGUCAACCCGACAGCCGGGGUAAACUACACCGUCCAAAUCACCAGUCAGGCUCCAAGGCUCAUGACCAGCGAGCCAGUCGUGUCAUCUUUCGUCGCAAAUCCGAUGCCACCGAGUCAACUGUCGGUCAAAGAAAUAAACGACAGUAGCUUCUCUUUGACAUGGCGUUCUCCAAACACUGGCGUGUACGACUCAUUUCGAAUCAUUCUUGUUUCUUCAAUCGAACGCCGUGUGAUCGACUUUGUUCCGACAAACAUCACACAACCGAACGCAUUCUACACUUACGUGCUCAGUCACAUUUCGCCCAAUACGCUUUACCACAUUAAAGUUUUCUCGAUGAGUCUCGGAGCGUCCAGCACAUCUUCAGUGAAUUCUACAUACUUCAGAAGAGCGACGCCUUUGUACGGAAACAUGGACCAAAACUUGCGUGAAUCAGUCAUUCUCUCAACGUCCGAAGGCAUAUUUUCCUACCCGCAUGUCGGUGAACAAAUGACGAUAAACCAAUCAUCUAUUCAGGUCGUACUUAGAGCGCCAGGUGGUGUGGUCAACGCUGUGCAUCACCGAAGCUACGAUCGUGGUCGAGAAAGGGACAACAGAUCAAAUACAUCCGGGUGGAAACAAGUUGUUGUUUGGAUUGAGAGACAAACAAGCGAAAUUAAAUUGACCUCUUUUGAAAAUCAAAUAACUACAGUUACUCUUGUUAAAGGGUUGCUGCAACCUGUGGGUCUCGCCGUCGACUUUUACGGAGGCAACAUUUACUGGACUGAUAAUGGUAGUAAAAGUAUCGGCGUGGCAAGCACGGAUAUUAAAAGCAUUACCAACGGAAGUUAUCGCGUAAACCGACGACUUGUCUCGGGAUCUGACAUUCACAUACCGAUCAGUAUAACUUUGGACGCAAUUGGAAGACACAUCUUUUGGUCUGAUUUGGUCGGAAGUAUAGACAAAUGCCGAAUGGACGGCACCGACCGUAUAACGCUAGUCAAAGACUCCUUUCUUCGACCUUACGGUCUCACCUACUGCGCCACAUCAGAUAGAUUAUAUUGGGUGGAUUCUGUAAGAAACGUUCUGGAGGUUAUUCGAACUGAUGGACGUGAACGCCACAUCAUUUUACGAAGUCCUGCCACGACCUCACUUGGCCCGUCGUUUUUCACUGUAGUCGGCAAUCGCUUUUUUUGGACAAAUUCAGAAAAAAUUGUGGCUGCGGGUUCUUUCGAAGUGAGGGCCGGAAAAAGUUCCCAGGUUCAAUUUCCUUUGAAUAUCACAGACGUUUCACUCAUGCCAGGCAUCACCGGCAUCAACGCGUUUGACAUAUCAUCGUAUGAGCGAGCUGCACUCAUGUCAACCGACCAGUUAAGUUUCCCCUGCGUAUCAACAUUCUGUGAUGAAGUGUGCAUACCGGUCACCUUACAGCACGCCGUCUGCGUUGGCCAAUGCUUCCCAUGGGAGGUCCUUUGCCCGAACAGUACCAGCAUCUGUGUAAAUACGAACUUACUUUGCGACGGAAUAAACGACUGCGUCGACGGUACAGAUGAAAAUCUACCAGAAUGUGAAAACUUGAGAAAUGCACAGAACUGCAGUACCGGUCCGUCUAACUCAAGCGUUCAGACGUUUCAAUGUCGCAAUUCGACGAAAUGCGUUCCGUAUUCACAUGUUUGUGAUGGAAGGAUCGACUGUCGCGAUGGUUCUGAUGAGGUGGACUGCCCAAUGCAAUCGCAGAAUUGCUCGUUUGAGGGAAAACUUUGUCUUUGGACUCAAGACUCAGACGAUGAUUUUGACUGGACGUUAUGGCACAGACAAACUCUUUCUAAUGGAACUGGUCCCUUUUUGGACCACACCAUGCUAGAAACCAACAGUUCUUAUCUCUAUGCUGAAGCCACAACUCAAAAUCAUGAAGACAAAGCUAGGUUAAGCUCAGUUUGGCUAGCAAGGCCAGUAUGCUUGAAAUUGUAUUACCACAUGCGGGGUGCUUCAGUGGGCAAUUUGUCCAUAUAUAUACGAGAUUAUGAAAGUGGAAAUCUAACAAAGAAAUGGGAGAAGUCUGGAAACCAAGGGAUUUAUUGGAACAUUGCCCGUGUAUCUAUUAAUUAUCAUUCCCUAUACCAGAUAAUCAUUGAAGCAAGCAGAGGAAUAGAUUACCGUGGUGACAUUGCUAUCGAUGAUGUGGAAAUUAACAAUGGACUUUGCAAAGUAGAACAUUCAUGUUCGUUUAAUACAUUUGAUGAUUUGCUCUGUGGAUAUGAACAAGAAGCAGAAGAUUGGAUUUUGUGGUCUGGACCAAGUGAAACUUAUGGGACUGGUCCUUAUCCUGAUGUAGAACACGUGGAAGACAUCACUGAGAAACCAACCGCAAGUCCUGUUGAGCAAAUAGGACCAGAUUGGUUUUACUACGAUUUCAAGAUAGAAGACGACGCUGGCUGUAAUGAGUGUAAUGGAACUAAACUUGUGCGUGAACUCCCAUCUUAUGUUGGUCCAAAACUGGUUGGAAUUGUUCUCUGUAGCACAACUAAGUACAAGAUAUUUCUUGGCUCCACUUUGCGAAGUGUUUUCCGUAACGUUGCAGAUGGUGCAGGUUCCGGAGAAGAUCAUUGUGAACUUAUAGGUUCCAGUGACUUGGCUUACGAAGUGGGAGACCACAGUCAUUGCAGAGGCCUUCUUGGAUUCACAAGGCAUCGGUGGAAUGAACCUCUUCAGCUUGGUCCGUUUGGCCAAGAGCGUCAUUUCUUCUAUUCCCCAUCAUAUUACAAAUGCAAUCUUUACAUUCCACAAUCUGUUAUUGACAUGGAUCCUUUGCACAAAGCACGAAACAUUCCUAACUAUUACUUUUUAUUUGAUGCUUCAAGAUUUUCUGCAAAUCACAAAGCUAAGUUUAUAAUUCCAAUCUCAACUAGUUCUGAUGACCAAGAUAUUCGCAACAAGACCUCAAAUGAAAACCAGAAUCCUUUCUCUAGAUGGUGUUUAAAUUUUAGGUACCACAUGCAUGGAGGUGAUGUUGGAAGCCUUUCAAUUGCUGUGAAUUCAAACAAAGUGAUUUGGACUGCAGAUGGUGACCAAGGAGUUGAAUGGAAAGUUGGUAGGAUAACAAUACCUGCACCAGAUAUAAGAUACGAUUUAACCUUCACUGCAACAGCCACAGGUCCACUUGGUGACAUUGCAUUGGACGAUGUGGUUGUUGAGAAAUUAUCUUGUUUUUUACCACACAUAUAUACUUGUGACUUCAAUACUUCAUUACAAGUAUGCUCCUUUGUGAUUAACACAGAAGUUGAUCGUAUAUUUUUACCCAAACUCUAUGAUCUUCAACCAUUUGAUCCAAUUAUUGUUUCUGAGAGAUCGCAGACUUCUACAGUCUUAACAUAUACUGGUAAUGUAACUGAUUACAGCAGCCAUCCUGUUAUUAAAAGUCCAAUUCUUCCUGCUUUGACUUCAUUUUACCCGGCAUACUGCUUCAGCGUGGAAUACAGGCAAAGAACAGAUGAAGGUGACAUAGGUGUCAUUCUACGAAGUACAAAUUCCAAUCGGAUGAUGAUAUUACAGCAUAUAAUGUUAUCCCCACUCUCUAAAGUACGACCGUGGCUUAUUUUUCAAACUCAAAUCAACUCAAGUAUUGAUGCAGCAUGGAACGACACGUUUACACUAGAGUUCCAUGGUUUGAGGGCUGCCUGGGUGAACAAGGUCACAGUUGAAACGAAACCUUGUGAUGUGAACGUGUGUAACAAUGGUAUAAGAUGUGGCAACAAUCUAUGUGUCAUGUCACAACAACUCUGUGAUGGGGUGAACAACUGUGGAGAUUGGUCUGAUGAAAUUGGUUGUACUUCCCACUGUGGUACAGUUGCUGAUGUAUUUACUCAAUCUGCUGUGUUGAUUGAUGCUUACGUCAAUACACCUCCUACCAACCGUCAAUGUGUGUGGAGAAUACAUGGAAGACAGGAUCAGCAUGUUUUGAUCGAAUUUGGAGAAUUACCCCGUGGAUUAUAUUCUGGAUCGUACAAAGUUGAUGUGUAUAAUGAAUUUUCGAACAAUGGAUAUCGGAAUGAAAGUCGUGUCCUCAGUCUUAGCACUUUCACUUCUUCCUAUGUUAUCAAUUCCACACAAGUUACCAUAGCACUCGAUAUUGAAACUGUGUAUAGGACACCUGCCAUAUGGAUAAACGUUACUUUGGUGGGACAUGACCAUUGUAACUUUGUAUGUGACAAUCUAAUUUGUGUGAUGGACAAUUACGCUUGUGAUGGAAUAGUAGGAUGUCCAGAUGAAAGUGAUGAAUCUUUUUGCACAAGAAUUAGCAACGAACAUGGAAACAAGUUGUUGGAAAUUCGUCGAUUAAAUGAAGAUUUCUCGUUGUUGUGCGGAGAUGACGUCACAGUAGAUGUGGCAGAUGCUGUGUGUCAACAACUUGGUUAUUGGAGAGCAGAAACUCCUUUGCAAUUUACAAGCAUUCCCCAAUCAGCAGUCAACAGCAAUAUAUAUAGAUUAAUACAAAAUUCAACUUAUACUGCAAGUCAACCUUAUGUCCAUGCAAAUGUAUUUUUACCAAUGCAAGAUUUCCAACAAAACAGGUUGGAGAAUCAUGCUAAAAGUGCAGGCAGUUCAAUGUGCCCAAAUAGAAACUUAUGGGUUGCCAACUGUGAGUCGUACCAGUGUGGUGUCCGACCAACCACCCGUACUCAGCAACAAUCAUAUCGAGCCGUGCUUCGUUUGUUGGGUGGUCGAGAAUCUAGAAGAGCAGAAUUUCCAUGGCUAGUUUCGCUGCAGUCAGAUGGUGAUCACAUUUGUGGUGGUACCAUCAUUUCUGAUCGUCAUAUCCUCACUGCUGCUCACUGCUUCGACGAGCACGACCCGCUUGGGUUCAUGGUUGUCACUGGUGCUAAUGACUUGAGGCCACUUGAUUCUGAAGCUUUAUCCUAUCGAGUCCAUUCUGCACAGAUACAUAGAACCUAUGACCAAACAGCAUACAUACCAGAUUGGGACAUUGCGAUUUUGGAAGUAGAACGAAGAUUUCAAUUUUCUCAAUUUGCUUCAAGUGCCUGCUUGCCUGGGGAUAACAUUUGGUUUAGACCAGGCAAAAGAUGCCAUGUUGCUGGCUAUGGUAGACGCUCUGAAAAUGGGUUGGACCCUUACCUACAAUACAAUAUUGAAACACCAAUUCUCACACAUAACAUUUGCAACAAGGGAGGGUAUGAAGGUUCUAUUAGUGAAAGAAUGAUAUGUGCUGGUUAUCCUUCCACUGGGGGAACAGGUAUCUGUCAUGGUGACAGUGGUGGUCCCCUGCUGUGUGAAGCAAAUGAUAACAAGUGGUAUUUAGCUGGAGUGGUUAGUUGGAGUAUUGGGUGUGCAGAGAGAAAGAAGCCGGAUGUUUUCACUAAUGUUCAAUAUUUUAUGAAUUGGAUCAACCAACAUGCUAAUUUAAAUAUAUCGAUUCCAAGACAUGCAUUGCCAGGAACAUGUGGUGGGGUGUUCUUAACAUCAAGUGGUAACUUCGCCUCACCAGGAUGGCCUUCCACUUAUUUGUCAAAGUAUUUGAGAUGCAAUUAUCGAAUUCUUGGUGGACCUGGCCAAACUAUUCGUGUUGUCUUCAGUGUAUUUGCAACCGAAAGUAACUUUGACACUUUAACAAUCUACAAUGGUGGAAUAAAUAACUCAAACAUCAUUGCAAGAUUAUCUGGCACAAAUCUCCAAACAAUUACAUACACUGUUCAUAACAACAGCAUGGAGUUGGUGUUUAGAACAGAUGGUGGAAUAGUGGAUCAAGGGUUCUUUGCAACUUACACAAUCAGUGGCGUUCCCGUCAAUGUUACAGGAGAAAUACUCCCUGUUGAAAUACUACCAGCUAAUUUAUCAGCACGACACCCAAGUCUUCUUUUAGUGUAUGGAAUAUAUCAUCCAACAUCUCACAUAGUUGGACACAGACCUUCAUAUCUAAAGACCAUAUUAUUAGAUGAUGAUUCCACUGUUCAGUAUCAGUUGUAUUAUUAUGAAAAUCAAGGGCAAUGGCGACUUCUACAAUCUGACAACUUAUUUCAAACCCGAAGCCACCUUUAUGUUAAUGAUAGUUCCAUGGGGCCAGAAUUAAUCAGAACACCCUGGCAUCAAGUGAAUGGAUCCAUUUCCACAAGCAUUGAGUUCAAUAUAGUGCCAAGAGCAGCUGCAACAACUUCAUUGGAGCCACCCCCCAUUAUACGAGUGAUACAGCUGCCCACAACUCCCACUGCUAACUGUGUGGUUGAAAAAAGAAAUCUUCACGGUUAUAUCUCAAACAGUAUUAACUCAUCAAAUCAGCAAACCUGUGACAUACUCCUACAACCAAACACAAACUUUUCUGCCAACCCUACAGCAGGCAGUGCUUCCAGAUACUUUAUCCUUCUUGUCCAUUUCUUCUACUCAGAAACUGGCAACACUCUAAAGUUGCAUGGCAACACUGAUCGCCAAGCACUUUAUACUUUACAAGGAAGUUUGUCCAAUAAUACUGAACGUGAUGGAAUUUUGAGGUCAAUAUUGCAAAACAGUGGUUCUGGUGAUGGGGUUACAACGGGGUUUAAAAGCUCCAGCAAUUUAAGUUCUUCCCAGCUUUCUACAUAUCUCACUCAACAACAGCCAUGCUUAAAUUCUUUAUCUCGGUUUUCCACUGAUAGUUGCAGUAUGGAUAUUUACAACAUAUUUACUGCUAUAGGAUUGGAUCCUGUUAAUCAAUUGCUAGAAUGCAGUUUAUUGUUAAGGUGUUCUUCAGUCUCAUGGUGUGACAUGAGGAACAUGUUGAUGUCACUUAACACAACACGAACUACAUCAAAUUCUCUUAUCACCGCCAUUGGUAACUUUUGUGACAACCCCCUCUGGAUGCCAACUGUAACCACAGCAAACGAGCAUAGUGGCAGUGGGGAAAGUACUGAUGGUAGAAUUGGUCAACAGAUCAACACAUCAGCAAUAUCAUACACCAAACAUGUGAUCGUAUAUGAAGGAGAAAAUCUUCGAUUGGUUGUAUCAGGAAACACCUCACUUGUGCGUUAUUACAUUACUUACCAUGUUGUAUCUAAUUUAAGUGACUCUCCCUUCAACCUCAGCUUACAUAACACCACAUACCUUCACAACACAGCACCAAGUCGAUCAAAGCGAUCUUUGGUCCAACUUGUUCAACCAUUAUCAAUGGUGGGACAUUCUACACUACCAACUUGGCAAGCAAUACCAACCACAAGGAGAUUAACAAGCACAACUACUACAAAUUUGAACAGUGCAAUUGGUUCAAGCACCACUUUACCACUUACCACCACGAACCCCCGAACCACUACAACCACAACCCCACCACCAACUACUACAGAGCAGGUUGCAGCCUUCACGAAUGUGGCUUCUUCCUGUGGUGGGACAGCACAGCAGCUUGACCACAUCGGUGCUCGCUGGGUGAUCACGUCACCUAACUUUCCACAGAAUUAUCCGUUUAUGUCUCAGUGUGAAUGGAGAUUCACCACAAUUCCUGGAUACCAGGUUGUUCUGGAAUUUACUACACUUGACCUUGAGGGACAUGAGCAUUGUAGAUUUGAUUGGAUUAAGUUAUACAACACAACUAACACAACCAGCAACUCACCAAUCAUUGGUCUGUUUUGUAAGAAACCUGAAAUAAUGCAGUCCGUACUUAGACAAGUGUCUAACUCAAAUAUGAUGAAGAUUGUAUUCAACUCUGAUCACAUUAUUACCAAAAAAGGUUUUCGAGCUGUAAUGAGCAUUCGACGCAUAGAGCUUCCUAAUGAAGGGUUUAACAGCACCCCUCCUUUAUUUGCCUGCGACUUCAACAGUGACAGAUGUAACAUGACCGAUGAUACUUUGGAUACUGAAUUUAAUUGGUCUCGGAAUAAAUUAGGAACGGCAUCUGCAGAUACAGGACCUUACUAUGAUGACUCUCAUGAUGGAUUAGGUUAUUACAUGUACAUUGAAACCUCUACCCCACAAGAACGUGGCAAUCGUGCACGUCUCAUAACUCCGCUCAUCAGUGCAAGACCUGACCACCCUGUCUGUCUAAGAUUCUCGUAUGACAUGUUUGGUGAAACUAUCGGCAUGCUUAACAUAUAUGCAGCUAUUUCACUUACAAGGAAUAGCACUGGAGCAGUUGUGGAACCUGAUCGUACUGUGGCAGUCUCACACACUGAACCACUUGUACUACAGUAUGGGACAGGUGUAGGAACAAAUAAUGUGAAUGUGUCCACAUCUACACAAAGCCAAACAUUUCUGCUCUGGACAAAAUCUGGACAGCAGCGCCAGUCACAUGAUAGUCCUUGGUUGAAAACUGCAGUGACCUUUUUCCCAUUUAACUCGUUCCAGUUGAUAUUUGAGGGGAUUGUUGGACGAAACUUUCAAUCUGAUAUUGCUAUUGACAAUAUCUUUGUAACUGAAGAGAAUUGUGCUGAGACUUGCAACAUAACCACCGGUCAUUACCAGUGUUUGCCACCACCUAAUCAAAGUCAAGGUGAAUGUAUUUUACAUGAGAUGGUGUGUGAUGGGAAAAGAGAUUGUUUGAGUGGUUCAGAUGAGACUUCAUGUUUGUCAACAGUUCGACAUCUAUGCAGCGCUGAACCUGCCUUGAUUAGUAACACUACCAAACAUAGAGUUUGCAACAAUGUUGAUUUGUGUGGGUUACGUUCUCUUGCUUUCACACGUAUUGAUGACAUUAUAUGCGAUGGUGUGUACGACUGCUUCUCUGGAAUUGAUGAAUCAAUGUGUCCACAACAAGACCUGAAUUCAAGAAAUGUGAUUUCUGAAGCAGACACAGAUUGUGGGCACCAUGAUCAUGUAGUGGAAGAUGUUGUACCACCGUUUCCUAAUGUAUCUGAACCUGGGAAAUGGCCAUGGCUUUCUGGUUUAUAUGUUAAAAGUCCUUCACAAAAAACUGGACCUGUGUCACCAGGGUAUACAUUCCUAUGCAGUGUAGUGUUUAUAAGGCAAAGUUGGGCUGUGGUACCAGCACAUUGUCUUCUUAAUCCUUUACUAUAUGACACAUAUGAUGCUCCAACCACGGAUCCCACACCUGUGGAAAAUGCGACCGAAAUAUUUACUUUGGCAGAAUUUGAUCAACCUGUUGAAGUUGAUAUCGUAGUGGAAGAAUCGGAGUCUGAAACCGACUUUAAAUACGUCGUCAUUGCUCCUCUGGCAUCCGGUGAAAGUCCGCAUCCUGGUAGGGAUGCUUGGAAAGUUUCCAAGUGGAUUAUUCAUCCCUUAUAUGGUAAGGAGGUCACACGGAAUAAUUCGGAUGCAUCGAGUACAACUGCUGCUCCGGAUGUGGAUGCAGGACUUCAUGGUGAUGCUUCAAGAGUGAAUUACGACAUCGCUUUGCUUAAGUUAGAACCUGAUGUUGGAAUUACAUCUGAAACUACGGAAGACAAUGAUGUUUAUUCUGAUAUAUUGAACCCUCCUGUUGGAGUGGACCAGUAUGUGGCUUAUGACAGCAACAUGGGGAGUUCUAACAUAUCAAUGACAACCCCAUUGAUGCCAGUGUGUUUGGAAACAGAUAGAACUCCUUCAACUUCUACCAGAGUUCGACCUUCAGUACACAGUGGUGUUUUUAAAUUACCUCCUGAAUCUGAGAGGUUUUCACCAGAUUUCUCAUCCUUUCUUAACACCCCUGCUGAAACAGGUCUUCCCACAAAAGCGAAAUGUUAUUUAGUUGGUCAUUCACCUUCUCCUAUGCAUAGUACGGAUGACAACUCAACGGACAGCCAUUUAGUUUGGAGGUUACGUCACUUCCAGUCGUUUGUGACCACUGCUGAAACAACUUCAGCUUAUAUAUUCUGCAUCACGCGUGGAACUUCAACUGAAAGAAGAAUUUGUGAAGACCAACUUAUUCAUGGUGUUACAUCGGGUGAAACCUCUAACACAUCCACUCGUUUAAAUCCACUGGUUCGAAGUGGAUAUCAAGGGAUUAGAACGGGAGCGUUUCUGAAUGACCAGGGUCUUGCACUUUUCUGUCAACGUCAUGAUGGAAGUUGGUUUUUAAAUGGAAUGUAUAACUGGAUUAAUUUGCAAAGAAACUUCAUGAAACCGGACUUCCGAAUGGCAAUUAACACCGGUCUAUUGGUCAGUCAAGUUAAUGCUAAAGUAGGAGUUUCACUUGGAACAGAUUAUUUCACAUUACUCACACCUACGUUGAAUGAAUGGAUUGAAAACACACUUGGUGAUGCUUGCCCUGGUGAGUUUUCAUGUUAUCCACCUGACUCCAUGUUACAUCUUUGCCAUCCACUUGAACGUGUAUGUGAUGGUAUCAUUGACUGUGCCAUGAACUCGGCAGACGAGCAAGGGUGUCCAUCUGGUUGCUUAUACGAUCCAAAUUUGGAUCCUUACUACAAUUACUAUAACGGGCUCCGUAACUCGAAUAUUUCUGUACCAACUGAUGUUUACAACAACUUUGGUGGAAACUCAAGUUCAGUAUUUGACGACCCAAGCCACGGUUGGAUGAACGCGACAUCACAUGACCGUCAUGUCAUCCGAUUUAACCAACUUGAUAACACCAAGGUUAAGUCAUGCCACUGGAUCAUAAAAGCCCCUGUUGGAAAAGUUGCAGUUCUUGUAAUUCCCAAAAUGAAUUCAAAUCCCGAACAUGGAGGUGGAACAAUCCAUGUUAUUUCUGGCAACAAGAAAAUUCAAAAUGUUUGGUCAAGUGGACCAAAUUACUUCACCAGCAAACCUAGUCAAUCUGUAACAUUCAUGAUGUCACCUUUGCAAGGGAAACAGUAUUUGUCAAGAAUCAGAACCCAUCAGUUUGAAUAUUACAUUGAAGAUAUUGGAGUUUGUAGCAAUCAACACAGAUGUGGAGAUGGAAAGUGUGUUUCUUAUCAUAAACUAUGUAAUGGAGAUUUUGACUGCACUGACUUAUCUGAUGAAAUCAACUGUCCAUCAGGUUGUGGAGACCAAAGCGUCCGUAUUGGUUCCACCCAAGGUCAUAUUUCAAGUCGCAAUUACCCAUAUCCGUAUAAAGGUAGCGGUGAUUGCUUGUGGAUAAUUAUGACAAGGAGCUCACCUGGUGGGGCAAGUCUUGGGAACCAAAUCACGCUACAGUUUAAAGACUUUAGGACUUCAUAUCAUGAAAUUAUCUUUAUUUUUGACGGGGUUGGCAGAAAUAAGAAAAUAAACGGUAUUUUUGGUGGUAACCACUCCCCGUUUAACGUUACGAUUGCCUCAAGUCAAGUUACGGUGAUGUUACGGAGCAACGACGGUAUUGCAGAGCGAAGAAUUAACGCCAUGUUUCAUAUUACAACGUCCUCGCUGAUAAAUUAAAGCGGCUUUUAUAUAUAUCAUGUUUUAAUAUUUGUCCUCAUUUAUUAAACGUAACACGAUUAAAACACUGCUAGUGUAAA
Messenger RNA from Ciona intestinalis (vase tunicate), 12729 nucleotides. NCBI's taxonomy places the organism in Eukaryota, Metazoa, Chordata, Ascidiacea, Phlebobranchia, Cionidae. The record is from RefSeq and is a predicted model, not a curated record.